AUGCAUCUUACCAGGUGUUUUACUGGAUGUUUUGUAGUGGACAUGCGCAGCCAACAGCAGAGGAUUCAGUUGAAGAACGUGGGCAAAACGGAAGUUUCCAGGACUCCAAAGCAGUCUGCUCCGCCGUCCUCUCCAGCCCGCUUGCGUGGAAUGUCACCGUCUCCAACCACCCCAGCGAUGCCAAAAGCUGCAGAGAGGGUCAAGGCCAAACGGAACAAGGCAAAAAACAAUUGCGAACCAAAGCAUGUUCGAGAUCUUCAGAAAGCACUUCGGGCAGAACCCAAACCUAUUCCAGAUGAAGAAUCUGAGCCUGGGCUUGAGACGGAGUCAACUUCCACUUCCAGCCAGCUCAAGACACUAGUGCGAGCUGUUUCUGAGCCGCCACUUCCUCGAGGACUUGAUCACUUGGGCAUUCCCCACAGGACUCCUGGAUCAAGCCCCAAAACGCCGCGAAUGGUGCAUGGACGAGUGGUCAUGAACAGGAUGGUGGCUGAAUGGGAGCUGGCACAAAGCAGACGUUUGCAGAAUUGGUUCGGGCAAGACAUGCCAGAGUCUGCCAGAGGACGACGACAUCAAGACAGCUCAGCUGUGAAUGCUGUGGUUUUUGGAUGCAGGCGAACGCGGCCAGGUUCCGUUGAUCCAGGCUUGGGAGAAGAUCGAGUUCGUCCAGGUGCAUCAGCUGGCCCUGUUUUGGCUGGAAUCCCUGCUGGUUGGAAUGUUGGAGAAGGCCGAAGGUCUGUGACGUCUGCGACGGGUCACGGUCUCUGGAGCGAAUCCUUGGAGCCGCGGCCGUCACGGCCGCCACGCAAGAUGGUGCCGCGCUUCGCGAGUGCUUCGGAUGGUGGCAGUGUGGGCGAAGUGGUCUUUGGGAGCUUGAGAAGAUCACAUGAAGUUUUGGAUCACCCAGAAGUUGUACGUCGAGUUUGGGGCGGUUGCGCAGGGCAACCCAGCCUUCCACGCGAAAGAGCGAAGAAGUCCACGCAUUUUUCAACUCUUUGGGAUAUAAAGGGCUCUGGUGGCCUAUGCAGCCAAAGUAGCUGCACUUGUUCAUCAAGCGAACCUGGUAGCCCUUCGUCCCGAGCAUCCUCAGCCUUUCUAGAUUUAUCAAGGCAGGGCAUGGAUAUGGUUCGCCAACCGUCGGAUUGUCGAUUGGAGGCUUCACCUUGGCAUGCGAGCAAGCCACCAGAGCGAGGCGUAACCGCUGCUGAGGAUCCCUUUACGAAGGCGCUGCUGGAAGGGCCAGCUGGAUGA
Molecule: messenger RNA, 1251 nt
Organism: Durusdinium trenchii
Lineage: Eukaryota; Dinophyceae; Suessiales; Symbiodiniaceae
Source: the annotation of a GenBank genome assembly